Messenger RNA from Guyanagaster necrorhizus, 390 nucleotides. RefSeq lists its product as uncharacterized. NCBI's taxonomy places the organism in Eukaryota, Fungi, Basidiomycota, Agaricomycetes, Agaricales, Physalacriaceae. The transcript is spliced from 4 exons. The record is from RefSeq and is a predicted model, not a curated record. The coding region runs from base 1 to 390 and encodes 129 amino acids.
AUGCCUCCGGUCCAUAUAUUUCUCCCGUCCUUGAGACUAUCUUCUGUAAAAUCUCGAAGUGCACCCGAAGGACUUGCCAAACCCAAGAUUCUUCCAGUGAUGAUCAUUGUUGCGUUGCUCCUGCUGUUCAAUACCGCUGUUUUCGGCGUACCGAGUACUAAUCGCAGUGCUAGAGAUAACGGUGGACGCACAACAGUACCUUCUGUUUUACGCAUCACGGCGUUCAACGGCAUCACAGUUGACGGUGGACACGCAUACUACGAAGUUCUAAUAUGUGCCUUUCGUGCCCCUACCUACCUCUUUGAGGCGCCAUCGAUCGGUGUCAUUAUGGCGCAGCUCCUCGCAGUUGGCUUUGAUACUACUGCGCGGGGAGAUGAGAAGGAAGAAUAG